Messenger RNA from Pelobates cultripes (western spadefoot toad), 43622 nucleotides. NCBI's taxonomy places the organism in Eukaryota, Metazoa, Chordata, Amphibia, Anura, Pelobatidae. The record is from the annotation of a GenBank genome assembly.
AUGGAGGAGAAUAGAAUGCAUGAUCCGCGGAAGGUAACGCAGGCAUUCCCAGACCCCAACCUUCUGGAUUUCCGGGUCCUGAGGAACCUCCUCUGCUUAGAGAAGACACAGGUAGCCCGCAGAGUGCCUUUCUGCCAGUGGCCGCAGCAGGAGGUGACCAUGAAGAUGAUGCAGAUCCUGUCUCAGUGGUUGCUGGAGGUGGGCUUCACGUAAAUAACUAUUAAAAUUGCAGGCAAAUAUUAAAGCAUGUGGUGAGAAUGGCAAAAGCCGAAAAUGGCCCCCCAAAAAAGCGAGAAUGUAAAAAAAAUAGUGUGUGUGUUUGUGUGUGUGUGUGUGUAUAUAUAUAUAUAUAUAUAUAUAUAUAUAUAUAUAUAUAUAUAUAUAUAUGUGUGUAUAUAUAUAUAUAUAUAUAUAAUAUUUUGUUAUGCAGCGCUGUUCUCAUUGCAACACACAAAAGAUUAAAAAAAUAUAUAUAAAUAGGCACUAUUAUUACAGUUUGACUCUUGAGGGGAGCUCAUAUAAAGAGUAUGACAUUUGUUAGUUUACCUUCUACUAGAAAAUGUGAAGAUUAUGAGAAAACCCUAUUUAAAAUAGGCAUUUAUCCUAUUUCUUUGGCGUAUGAUUUGACUGACAAGGGAGAGCAGAAAACACCUCCCAUAGGUGUUCCUGUUCUCUAAAGCAUAGCAAAUGCAUGUGCUUUGCUUGCUAUAAAACUUGCCUAGUAGGUACUGCUAGCGCUGUGUAGAGAUAUCACCCCAUUCAGAUGCUGGCAGUGAAGAAAGUGUCGCACAGGUUUGCCCUGCUUGGCGUGCCAUCCAAAGCAGGACAAAUAACAGAAAAGCGGUAAGUGUUACACGAAGAGUAAUGUCCACAAGGCUCAGAAGUUGGCGGUGCUGGAAAGGAGGUGAGGUAAUAAUAUCUCUAUACUUUGCAUUAAAUCCAUUAUGUAUCUUUGUAAUAUAUGAUGUAUUUAAUGUAUAUGAGGGUAAUAAACGGUAAGUUUAGGUUUCCAUUAAAGGAACCCUUUAAGGUCAGGAACACAAACAUGUAUUCCUGACCUUAUAGUGUUAAGACCAUCAUCUGACCCCCCUCCCCCUCUUACUUGUAUUUAAGUCUGAAGCUGCUGUCUCUGACCUGCCCAUGUCUGCUGACAUCAUCAGAAGUGGUGGUCUGAGCCAAUCAAAAUGCUUCACCAUAGGAUUGGCCGAGACUAUCAAGGAGGCAGAUCAAGUCAAACACAGACCUGGCCAAUCAGCAUCUCACAGAGAUGAAUUGAAUCAAUGCAUCUCUAUGAGGAAAGUUCAGUGUCUGCAUUCAGAGGGUGAAGACACUGAAUGGCAGUUCUGCUCACUGUGCAUCACUGCCCCAGGAAGCACUUCUAGCAGCCAUCUAAGGAGUGGCCAGUUAAGUUAUCACUAGGCUGUAAUGUUAACACUGCAUUUUCUCUGAAAAGACAGUGUUUAAAGCAAAAAGCCUGAAGGGAAUGAUUCUACUCACCAGAACAAAUACAACACGCUGUAGUUGUUCUGGUGACUACAGUGUCCCUUUAAAGGUGCAAUUUAACCAUGUACACCACACAAAUUUAAGGAUGGAGACAAUUGUACAAGUUCUAAUCAAAUCAAAACCUGGAAUUUGCCCUAAAUUCAAGCCACACUUUACCUCUUUCAAAUUAAGUGCACCCACACUUAGAUAUCAUUUUGUUCAGAAUAAACAGGGCUUUCAUUUCAUAUCAAAUAUUCAUAUAUGAAACUAAUUAAUACGACUAAAAGCAAAACAUUUCAGAAAUUAAUAAAUAUUGAUAUUUUUCAAGUUCAGCAUGGCAUUUUAGCUGUGAAUAUAACACUGUUAACUUUUACAAAACACACAUAUUUGUGUUCAGUGAUGUCCUGCUGGUACAACAGUACUCAGUACAACAGGGUUUUGGAAAGUUACAGGGUAAAUAUAGGGCUUCCCCUGUUUUUAGUUUUUACACAUUGAAAUUUGCUGAGCCAUUGUUGCCUUUGAGACCAUGGCAGCCCAGGAAUGAAAAUUCCCAUCCAUCAUGGCAUACCAUUUUCAAAAGUAAACAACCCAGGUUAUUCAAAAUGGGGUAUGUCCAGUCUUUUCUAGUAGCCACUUAGUCACAAACGCUGACCAAAGUUAACGUUCAUAUUUGUUUUUUGCAUUUUUCACACACAAAUUGCACUUUCACUGAUGAUAUCAUUAUUGUGAAAUGCUUUUACUAUUUUAAAAUACUAAUAUUUGUGUUCAGCGAUGUCUCCAAGUAAAACAGUACGCCCUCAUGUCCAGGAUUUUUAGUCUUUUGGAAAGUUACAGGGUUAAAUAUAGGGCUUGCAAAUUAAAUUCUCUGUCUGGGUUGUCAGGCAGGUCCCUCAAAUUGUGAUUAAUAAAAUUACAUAAUUAUGUAAGAAGAUUACAUAAAUAUACACAUAGCAUUUACAUAUACACAUGUAAAUAUAUGUGUAUCAUUUAAAAAAAUAUAUUUUUAUUUACAGAUAAAUAUAUAAUUUCAUCCUAAGUGUAUUUUUAUACCAAUACAUACAUAUAUAAAAUCUCAAAGCUAUAAUGAAUGUGUAGAAUUACCACUGUAAUUAAAUUUUUAUAUUUACAAUGUUUGCCCCUGCAGGCUGACCCCAAGCUUGCUAUGCUGACCAUGUGGUGGCUCCACAUGGCCCAGGUGGGCCUUAUCUGCUAGAGGGGUACUGCUUAAAGGGACUCUCCAGUGCCAGGAAAACAAUCCGUUUUCCUGGCACUGCAGGUCCCCUCUCCAUCCCACCACCCAUCCCCGGUUGCUGAAGGGGUGAAAACCCCUUCAGUGACUUACCUGAGACACCCGCCGAAGUCCCUCGGCGGUGGUUUCGGGUCGCCGCCGCUCCUCCCCUUCAUCACGUCAGCCGGCUGAGGAGACCUAAUGCGCAUGCGCGGCAAUGCUUAGAGCUCUCCAUAGGAAAGCAUUGAAAAGGCUUUUUAAUGCUUUCCUAUGGGAAAUUGAGCGACGAUGGACGACGACGCACAGCGUGAGGACGUCCAGCGACACUCUAGCACAGAAAACCUGUGCUAUGAAGCAGGAAGUACCCUCUAGUGGCUGUCUAGUAGACCGCCACUAAAGGAGGAUUUAACCCUGCAAGGUAAUUAUUGCAGUUUAUGAAAACUGCAGUAAUUACAGUUGCAGGGUUAAGGGUAGUGGGAGUUGGAACCCAGACCACUCCAAUGGGCAGAAGAAGUCCCUUUAAGUUGUCAGGCUGUCCCCCAGAAGCUGGUUGCCAGGUAAGUAAGUAUAUCUGAGGCGCUGUGGUGGAAAGCCGCCAGAACAGCUUUUAAGACAUAGAGCGGCGGUAAGGGGUUAAAGGGACACUCCAGAGCCCUAAAGCACUUUAGCUUAUUGAAAAGCUGUAUGUUUGAAGAUUGUUUUUUUUUUUUUUCUCUUUUCUUUUUUUUUUUCAUUUAACAAAGUCUAGAUUUCAAUUAAAAUUGACACUUAUUUUAUAAAUUGUCAAAUGUUUCUGUUUCCUGGUUUGCUUAGUUCAGCAGAGCAAAAGUCAAGGGGUAGGCAAUUAUCCAGAGCACUUACCUUGCAAAAACUUCUCUUUGAGUUGCAUUGGGAAGUCUGUGAUUGGACAGUCUGAGCAGUGUUAGAAGGGGAGGGCAUGCAAAGGCAGCAGACAAGAGAUCUACUUUUGGAAGCAAAUUGGAGCUGCAGUAAGAUUACUGCUCCAUUUAAAAAAAAUAACAGCCGGCUAACCGCCGAGCAAGAUGGCCGCUUAGAAAUCUGCUCCGGCACAUGGGCUCCACCAACUCCACUUUUAACGCGAGCUGAAACCACCCUAACACCCAAGCAAACCAUGGCCUCAUCCAAAGCUAAGAAAAUGGCUGCAAAAGCCGAAAAAAUGUACUUUUUUGGACAAAAAUCCUCCCUAACAGCGGAGACAGCACGGGCGACAGACCAAGAGACCGUGGACGAGCUGGAAUCCAGCUCACUGCCGGCAAUGUCUGAAGAGCCUCAGCCCACAGACUGCCUAACACGAAGCUACUUCGAACGUGCUAUGGAGGCAAUGGCGACAAAAUUAAUUACCACAUGGCAAACAACUGCCGACCAACUCAAACGCGAGGUCAGAGAUCUAUCGGCCAGAACAUCCGCAGUGGAACAACGCUGCCAGACCCUCGAGACCGCGCAAACGACGACUUCAGGGUGCUUACAAUCCCUACAACAACAAAUGGAAAGCAUGGAAGCGCGCAUGGCGGACCAUGAAGACAGAGCGCGCAGAAACAACCUAAGACUCAGAGGAGUCCCCGAAACGGUCCUACCUGAGGACCUGCAGGCCUAUGUGAGAGGCCUCUUACGCGCCUACGGCCCGGACAUUCCCGCAGACAUGCUGCUUGUCGAUAGGGUCCACCGAGUAGCGAAACCGAGACACCUACCAGAUUCCAUCCCACGCGAUGUCCUACUUAGGGCCCACUACUAUCAUGUGAAAGAGUUGGUCCUCAGAUCCCAUCGUAACAAAGCAAACCCGCAUGAAGACUUCCCAACAGUACGCAUCAUGGCGGACCUGUCGCCAGCUACCCUCCGACGCAGACGAGACUUCAACGUGGUCACAACCGCACUCCGCCACCAUGGAAUCCGUUACAGGUGGGGAUUCCCCACGAAGAUAAUCCUCACCAGAAACGGGAAAUCGCACCUCCUUCUAUCUCCAGAGGACGGAUUGGCGGCCCUGGAGGCAUGGGACUUAACGACAGCAGCACCGACAGAGGCACGACCCAAGCCCCAGAGACCAGGCCAUAGCACAAAUAUGAACUAAAAUGAAAGAACGGAACUGAAUGGCAUGCUAGCGCAAGUAUCACAUUAAUGCUAUAUCUGCUCAAAUGUUUUCUUGAUCAAUAUGCAAGGUGUAUGUACCCAUGCUACAAGAGGGUAUAAUCCUAACCGCUGUCUGCACUCCCUUUAAUAGCCCACUCAACUGUAAACCAGAUUGGGUAGCCCUUAGAUGCACAUGCUGCGCAAUGCAUAGAAUUUAUUAAAUGAAGUGCCACUAUAGGACACACCUUCGCAUAGGGCGCUGUCACUAAAGCAUGAGCCCAACGGGACAAUCUAUCACACUGCCCAAUGUCUAGCACUACUAGAUAAGCACGCUUCGAUGCGCACAAGGGCACCGGGGGAACCUAGCACAGCCCAAGCCCAAAUAUGCGCCACACUGCGCAAUUAAGAAUGUGGUUAAUAAGGGAGGGUAAAAACAAUGUUCUUGCAUAAUUACAGCAGCAGCGGUCAAAACAAACAGCAUCGAUUAUCGCAAUGAUACCUGCAUGCCUAUCCAGUAACAAAGUUUAAAGUUGUGUUGAAAGUUUUAUUGUUGAUCCACGCUAUAACCAAGGUUUCAGCUCUACCAAAUAGUUGUUUAUAUCAUAGACAGGAGCCCAACCAGCCACGUAUUUGGAAGCUCCAGCUCCGCAGCCCCACGGUACGACUAACGUACCAGACCGCACGGUCUUUGUAUAUAAUCCACCCCAACCACCGACAGAACCCCGUCCUCCCAGCCUUCCCUAUCUCCCCCCUGCACCUACACGACACGGCAGCUACACGCACCUCCCAUCCUAAGCAAACCACCACCGCAUACAAUACUUGAACUCACGCAACACUCCAUAAUAACCAUGAUCAUCUACUCACACAACACAAAGGGGCUCAACACGCCUCACAAACGGCGAGUGCUACUGGACGAUAUAAAAAGCACGAAGGCAGACAUAGUCUGCAUUCAAGAAACGCACUUUGUCACUAACCGAAUACCCACCUUCGCAACUAGAGACUACCCCACACAGUAUCAUGCCACGCACACUUCUAAAUCCAGAGGGGUCUCCAUACUGUUACAUAACUCAUUAACAGUGGAGACUCUGCGAGUCAAAACGGACAGCCAAGGUAGAUACCUUAUUCUUCAAUGUAUAAUUAACAAUGACCCACUCAUUCUAGUAUGCCUAUACAGCCCAAAUGACCAACAGCGCAACUUCCUCCAUAAGGUCCUCAGCAAACUGCCAGAAGAUUCAAAUGAUCCCAAGAUUAUCUGCGGAGACUAUAACCAUACUAUGGACUCGCGAACAGACACAACAACCCCUGCCACAUCAACAAGGCACCUCACACUGGGCCCAAACAACAAAGCAUUCACAAAGCUUAUACACGAAAAUAGCCUAUACGAUGUUUGGCGAACUAGACACCCAUCGGACAGAGAAUACACAUUCUUCUCGCACGUACACAAGACAUAUUCAAGAAUAGACCACAUCCUCGCUUCAGGCACGAUACUACCGCUCAUAGAGGACUGCUCAAUAGGCAAUAUAGUCUGGUCCGACCACGCCCCAAUUACACUGACCCUGCGAUCCAACUACCAACAUAGAGGUAAACCACCAUGGCGCCUCAACGAAACACUCCUUCAGGACAAAGUGUUCACGACAAAAUUGAUGGAAAACCUGCAAGACUAUUUUCACACCAACGAUAACCCGGAGACCUCCAUCUACAGUAUCUGGCAGGCCCAUAAAACUGUCCUGAGAGGUCAGCUGAUCAGCCGAGCAUCAUACCUCAAACGCCAAAGGGACAAGGCACAUAUAGACCUUCUUCGACAGCUAAGAGACAUCACGGCUGCACAUUUUCUGAACCCAUCGGACACGCAUGCAAACGACAUACAAAAUAUCACUAAACAAAUCAAUAUCUUAACUCUUGAGAAAACGGCCCACAUCCUUACCAAACUGAAACUACGAACAUACACGCAAGGUAACAGAGCAGGGAAACACUUGGCCAACUUACUCAAACAAAAGCAGGCCAACUCCAAAAUCCCACACCUAAUCACCAAAACUGGCGAAAAAAUUCAUAACCCACAAGACAUCAAUGACGAUAUGGCCGACUACUACCACUCCCUCUACAACCUUAAAACAGAUCCCACCCUACACCAACCUACCACACAAGAAAUAGACGAAUUCCUUCACACUAUGGAACUCCCCACUCUAACGACAACACAAAAACACACUAUACAACAUCAGAUCACCGAGCAAGAAAUCAUAGACACCAUAAACUCCCUACCACCUGGAAAAUCAGCAGGCCCAGACGGACUACCCAACUCAUAUUACAAACAGUUCGCGCCUACCCUAGCUCCCUACCUACAAAGAGUAUACCACCACAUCCUACAGACAGGGACCAUGCCACAAGAAAUGCUCAUGGCCCAUGUCGCCACCCUCCCCAAACCAGGGAAACCCCCAAACAAAUGCCAAAAUCUGCGCCCCAUCUCGCUGUUAAACACGGACGUGAAAAUUAUAGCAAAAAUCCUCUCAAACAGGCUAGCUCCCAUAAUUCCCUCACUUAUUAAAGAAGACCAAGUAGGGUUUGUGAGGGGCAGACAAGGAGCGGACGGCACGCGAAAAACCCUGGACCUACUAUACGCAAUACAGCAAAAAAAGAGGCCUAGCGUCCUACUAUCCCUAGAUGCCGAAAAAGCCUUUGAUAGGCUCCAUUGGCCCUUCCUGUUGGCUGUCCUCCACAAAUUUGAAUUUCCCCCACAAUUUAUAUCACUCAUUAAAGCACUAUACUCUCAGCCAACAGCCCGAGUGGUAAACGGGGGUUUUAUCUCAAAACCCUUCCAUAUAACUAACGGCUCUAGACAGGGCUGCCCACUUUCCCCACUGCUGUACAUCCUGGCGCUAGAACCCCUCACCCAACUCAUACGAGACAACCCGAAUAUCCACGGUAUUAAAACUGGGGACCAAGAGUACAAAUUGUCCCUAUUUGCGGAUGAUAUCUUACUAACCCUGGAACAACCACAUAUCUCCCUGCCCAAUUUCCACGCAACCCUCUCUAGAUAUAGCGCAUGCUCAUAUUACAAGUUGAACAUCACUAAGACUCUAGCCAUGGGGAUUAAUAUCCCGAGCCCUGUCCUGACAACCCUUAAAUCCAAUUUUAACUACGACUGGAGACAAGACAAUAUCAAAUUUUUAGGAAUAAACUUCACACCUACAACGAACACACUGCUCAAAGCGAACUAUACUAAACUGCUUAAGGAAGUUAAAUCCCUAAUGCAAAGCUGGAGGGGGAAAUAUGUGUCCUGGACUGGACGAAUAGCCUCGGUGAAGAUGGUGAUUCUACCCAAGAUUCAAUAUCUGUUCCGUACACUCCCACUCCGACUCCCCAAAAAGUAUCUGAUGGAACUACAAAACGUCAUAAACGACUUCGUCUGGGACAAUAAAAAAACAAGGGUGUCCAAAGCCACAAUGUACAAGCCACACGCCCAGGGCGGGAUGGGCCUGCCCGAACUGGCGGGAUACUACAGGGCAGCGCACAUUGCUCCACUCAUUGCUGCAACACACAGCCAGGUCCCCACAGCGUGGGCAAAACUGGAGGAAAGGCAAGCCCGGAAGAUCCCAAUCCAGACUCUAGGCUGGCUACCAAAAACUCACAGACCCAAAGCUUCAGAAUUGCUCCUCACUACAGCACUAACCCUGUCCAUAUGGGACAGCUACCGGAAAAAAAGAGGCGCGACAAACCUACUCUCCCCGGCGAUGCCAUUGGAGACACUCCGACAGCUUAUCCCAGAUUUCAAUUAUAAACUCUGGCAAAGGCACGGCAUAACCACAAUAUCGCAUAUAAUGCAAGGAAAUAACCCCAAAUCAUUCUCAGAACUUCGCACAGAAUUCAAGCUACCUAAUACGGCGGCCUUUUCCUACCUCCAACUACAAUCAUGGAUACGCAUCCACACUCCGACACAACCUGCUGAUCCUCCAAACCUCCAUUGGACUAAAUUGAUGAAGAUCUGCACAAGGGAAAAACCAGCGACAAAACUUAUCUCCACAUUAUACGCCUCGGAACACAUGGAGACCCUAACGGACCCACCUUCCUUUAAAGUGGCAUGGGAACAAGACAUCGGACACACACUCUCAAAUGACCAAUGGCAAGAUAUAUACCAAGCUCAUAAACGACUAACCCUCUGUACGACCCACCUAGAACUCUCACGCAAACUACUCUACAGGUGGUACCUAGUCCCCGCAAAACUCAAACAUAGCUACCCCGAUACAUCGGACACAUGUUGGAGAUGCCAAGCGCACCGAGGCACCCUACUACACAUAUGGUGGCAAUGCCCGCUACUACAACGAUACUGGGCACAAGUUGCGAACCUGGCUACAAAAUGCACCACGGUGCAGAUAACCCCCACACCAGAAACAUUCCUACUACUCUCACUCCCACAAUUGCCACACCUGCACUUAAAGUAUCUACUGUACCACAUCUGCAUUGCAGCCCUCACAGUCAUUAGCAGAAAAUGGAAGCAACAAAUCACCCCAACACUCCACCAAUGCAUUGAGGUAAUAGAAUCAACCAAACUAUAUGAACUUAUGGCAAGGAAAUCGAGACAGUCUCACCCCUACUGGACUGAAGCAUGGGACCUGUGGGACAAAACUAGACCGCAACAAUCAUAUAUAACACAACCCUGAAGCUGGAAACGGUACCUCCACGACAGGAGGCUGAACUCAAAUAACAGACUGAUACCUCACCACACUACUCCACACGGCAUACACACCCAUCCCAAUUCCCCUCUUAUCCCCUAUAAACGCUAUGAUGAGACAUCUAUAACCAUAUGUAACACAAUAACCAGGGCCAUGCUAAGCUCUGCCCAGCCAGCACGACCCCAUGACGAGAAAACCCAUACUACACCAUUAAAAAAGAAGAUGACACUAUGCACAAGACACCCUCACACCACAAGGUGCUGUUACUAAGGGAUAACUACAACUGUGCAAACCCUGACAAACUACUGUAUUCAAACUGCAAUGCCUUAUGUGAUGUUAACCCACCCUAUUUACUUUCUGUACCCCCACCCCUUUUUCGACAAAAUAAAAAUUGUCAAAUUCAAAAAAAUAAAUAAAAAAAUAACAGCCACACUGGACCCCUGGGUGGAUUUCAAUGAAAACAAAAAUGCGAGUGUGUGGGCGUCUGUCAGAGUGUGUGUGUGCACCUGUCAGUGUGUGUGCGUUUAAGCAUCUGCACCCUCCAAUCGCAUGAGGAAGGCGUUUUACUCACGUUUUUUUCCCACGCCAUGCCAGUUUCGCCGUGGCUGCUCCCACCUCCAUGGCUGAGAUUAUCAAUCUUUAUGAUCUCAGAUAAGCCAAUGCUUUCAUGCAUGCGCAGCAAAUGUGCCUAUCUGCAUCUCCUCAUAGAGACGCAUUUAAUUAAUGAAUCUCUACAAGGAACAUUUAGUGCCUCCAUGCAGAGCUUUGAGACCAUGCACGUGGUGCAGCAGUGACACAGGACUCUCUAGUGGCAAUCUGGGGUAAUAGAGGUGUUACUAAACAGCAAUGUAAACACUGCCUUUUUGCUGAAAAGGCAGUGUUUAGUGAUAAGCCUGCAGGGACAGACUAUAGACACCAGAACAACUAGAUCAAGCUGUAGUGGUUCUGGUGACUAUACUGUAGUGUUUAAGAAUUGCAUUUUUCUCAUUGAAAAUGACUGGCUCCUAGAUUCCAAACAAAUUUGUCAAGCCCUGGAAUAAGUAACAUGUCAAGUAAUGUGUGAGAUUAGGGGGUUAUUCACUAAACAUCAAAUUGCAGUGAAUAUUUUAGGCUAUAUUGCUAAUCUGUGAUUAUAUCUGAAUUGGAGAAACUACAGAACAAUGAGCUUUAUUUUGCUUAUGAAAGCCAGUGGUUAGAGUUCCAACUGCACUAUCCCUUAAGUUUAAUUCUUGACAGUGUCAAGCAUUCAUGCUUCCAAGGUUGAUAAAAUGAGUACCAUUGCUUUGGGUAAUAACAUGAAAACUAGAGAAAUAUAAAACUGUCUAGAAUCUACCUGAUUUUUACUCUUUUGCCCUGCCAACUAUAGGUAUGUGAGCAUCAACAGUGUGAAGAAGGGGUGUAUCAGCUUUGCCUGUGCCUCUUGUGUACAUAUAUGUCCAUGAGCCCUGUGAAGAUAAGGCAGCUGCAACGUCUGGGGGCUGUUUGCCUUUUUUUGGCCUCCAAAAUGAGGGACCUGGUACCCAUUACCGUGGAAAAGUUGUGUAUGUACACAGACUACUCUGUCACCGCUCAGAAAAUCAUGGUAAAAUAAUUAUUGAUUCUAUUUGAUAUACAUUUAUAUUUCACUUUAUAUUUUUUUUAAUUUUAAAAACAUUUUAUUGUGCACAAAACGGUACAAUAACAUGUGAUGCAAUAGAUCAAAGGGUUACAAUGAUAAAAGUAAUAAGGGGGGGAGGGUAUACAGAAAAAAGAGAUGGGGGUGUUACAUUUAAUUACGUAAUGUGUGACAUCUUUAGUUAUGGAAUGCUGUUGGCCAUAAGCCUAUACCAUUAUGUUUGUGUAUAACAUGACUCUGGUUUGGACGUAUAGCUCUGUGUGCUCCGGUUUGGGUCCUGUAAUAUCCUGCCAACUUGGCAGCUAGGGUUUCCUAGAGCUUUUAGUCUCCCGUGUCUACUUGUGGAUUAGCUUGUGUUAUGCGUAGAGGCUAUUUAGCCACAGUGAUGCUGUCUUAGCUUUUGGUUGCAAAUUGGGCUAUCUUGUAUCUCAAAUCAUGUAAGAGGCUCAUGGUAUACAUCUAAUGGCUGUUUCACCAGUGUCACUUGGGGUCGGCCUGUGUGUUCUCUUCAACUGAUAUUAGGUUUUCCGCCAGAGAUAGCGGGGGCUCAGGGUUUGUACUUGUACCUGCGGCUACCUCCUGACCAUUGUUGGGGUUGAUCCCAGGGUUCCCCAGUGUCCCACCGGCUAACUAUAUUUUCUGUAUUGUCUGAGGUAUGUUACGUAGGGUGUCAUGAUAACUGGUCUCUAAUAUUAUUUCAAAUCAGUCUUUCAUUGAUCAGGAUCUAGGCCAAACAUCCUGGUAGGUGGGCAGUGUGCAUUUGGGUAAAGGUGCGCCAUGGGCUCCAUAGUUGGGCGUGUUUCGUGUAUCUUUUAUUAAUCGAGACGGUGAUCUCCUCCAUUUGUCGUACGCAUUCAACCCUGUGUAUCCAUUCCCUGACCGUGGGUACUCGCAUCUGUUUCCACAGAAUAGGGAUCAUCUGGUUCGCUGCUGUCGGCAUGUGGGCUACUAGUUUAGCUGUGCCAGCCUUGAUGUUCGGGAUGGGCGCUGAGAGUAUUAAAUAUUUUGGGGAGAAAGGGAUUGUUGAGGAGGAGAUUGUCUGCCUGGGUUAGUGUGUGAAUACGUUAUCAAAUUUUUGGAUCUCUGGGCACUUCCACCAUAUAAGUGUCGUGUAGUUGGCAUCUCCAGCACUCGUCUGGGGCGUUUUCGUGAAUCUUGGCUGCCGUGUAGUGCCAUCUUGUGAUGCGUUUGUAAUUGCUUUCUUGUGUACCUAAGUUAGUGGACGAUGUGUGCGCUUUUAGGAAAAUAGCUUUCCAUUGACCUGGGGUGAUCUCCACCUGUAACUCCUCCAUCCUCCUGGCAAAGUACGGUAUGGUCUGGUGAUUUGCUUCCACCAGAAGUAAAUACAUAGUCGAUAAAAUUUUCUUUUUUUAAUGUGCAGUCUUGACAUUAGUUCUAAUUUCGUAAGGUCCUUAUUCCCCUUCAGGAGAAGGUUGGUGCGGUUUAUGAAAUGGGAGAUUUGGGUGUGGUGUCGGUGUAUGCCAGUAACUGCAUGAUCGGGCAUCAGUUGUGACAUGGUUUUGAUCUCACCCUCCUGCAACAUGUCCCGCAGCGUCAGUAUCGGUGUGGUAUGGAACUUGCGGAUGUUUGUACCCGAGUGCCCUUCUUGAAACAAAGGGUUGUGAGUGAGUGGAUAUUGUGGAGAUGGGUGCGCGGAUAUGCUAGUCAUGUGUCUGGUUGAGUCGCAGACCUUCAGAGUGGCAGAGAUGGUAGGAUGUGGUUUGGAUUGCACGUAUAUACAGCCUUUUUCGUGCCAAGGGGUUGUGUGUAAUGGGAUCUCGAGAAAAGUGCCCUCAAUCUUAACCCACUGUGAGUUCAUGUUAUUGUAAGUCCAUUCAUAAAUUCUGGAGAGGUGGACUGCCUGAUGGUAUUUUUCCACACUCAGAAGGCCUAAGCCCCCCUCUGAGCGUGGCCUGGUGAGUAGUGAGUAGGCCAAUCUAGGGUGUGACCACAGGAAUGUCGUGAGGAGUUUCCGGACAGACCCAAAAAAUGUCUUGGGGAGGGAUAUGGGCAUCGUUUGUAGGAAGUACAAGAUACGUGGGAGGAUGUUCAUUUUAAUUAUAUUGAGUCGACCGAACCAACCAAAUAGUGGUUUUAUGCCAUUUUUUUUCAGGCCAUUUGCGAUUGCCUCCAGUAAUGGUGGAAAGUUGGUCUCAUAUAACUGUUCUAGUCGUCUGGGGAGGUGGAUCCCUAGAUAUUUAACCCCUUAAGGACACAGCUUCAGAAGCUUGUCUUACGCUUAAUGACACAAGCUAUUUUUUUUGCAUUUUCUUGCUGUAUGCGUUCAACUGCAAUUUGCAUCUCUCACUUUUAUUGCACUGACACAUAUUAUAUACUCUUUUAAAGGAUAGAAAGGGCUUUCAUUUGAUGUGUAAUUAAUAUAUAUAUAUAUAUAUAUAUAUUUUAUAUUAGAAAAAUACAGAAAAAUGCAAAAAAAGAGAAUUUGUUUUAUGUACAGUUUUUGCAAUAAUAAUGUGUGCCUAAUUAGUGCAGGUUAAAGAAAGUAAUUAAAAAUAAAUUCAUUUAGUUGUUCUGAUUUACAGAAUAUAUAAUGUGUCUGGGAUUUUAAGGUUUUUUUGGUAGUUACAGGUCACAAAGCACAAGGAGUAAAAUAAACUUUUUAAUGUGGAGCGAUUUUAGAAUUUGGUAUGUUUGUCUUGUAAGCUUAAUAGCCAUAAAAGAAAACAAAAUUGCCACACAAAAGUAUAUAUUUAUAUAAAGUAGACAUCACAGGCUAUUGUCCUAAGGUUGUUUUGACACUUUCUACGUAGCCAUUUCACCGCCAAUCUCCGCUAAAUAUUGGAGUAAAAUUUAGUUUUUGGGGGGUUUUUGGCACACAAACUUAUAACAAAGAACUUCUCAUGUGUAUUUUGUAAAGUUGGUGUGUGCUAUUCCUGUACAAAGUUUUAUUUUGUGUUCAGUUACUUCUGCUGAGUACAACGAUACCCCCAUUGUAUGUCUUUGGCACUGUUUUGUGAAGCUACAGUGCCAUAUAGGAGACCUGUCCGUUUCAACAUUUACAGUCAAAUUUUGAGAGGCGGAUUUUAUCGGCCUAUGCUUCAAUUUGGGGUAUUAUAGCAGUUUGACUGUUCAAAAAAACCGCACACAGGCCUACCAUUUGUAAAAGUCGACACUCCAGGGUAUCUCAUAUGGUGCAUAUUGUGCCUUAACAUGCACCCAUUUUUUAACCAAUAUAUGCCAAAGUAUGUGGUAAAAAAUUAUUUGGGGCAUGUUUUACAUACGGAUUACAUUUUUGCUGGGCAUUUUCUACAUUUCAUAUGUGCCACUAAGUUCAAACCCCCCAAAUUAUGCUCAGCUAAGUCUUCUGAGUAAAACCAUAUGCCCAAUGUAUGACCUAGACCAGGGGUAGGCAACCUACGGCACUAGUGCCAUGCACGGCACUCGAGGUGCCUUGGCACGGCACUCAAGGCUGCCGGAGUCAAACAGGCUCUGGCCUAUCAGGAGUCCCAGUAAAACUUCAGAUAUCUGCUAGUCCGAAAAGGUGGUGAAGGACAAUCCUCAAUUUAUGCAUUGCAGCACGUAGAGGAAGUGAUCUCAGAUCACUUCCUCCCAGCACUUGUGAAUGGGAAUCCACACAGUAGUAGAGCAGCACACAGUUGCUGUUGCAGCUCCUGUCCUUGACAUGUACCUGGCCGGCCUAGUCCCCACUGUAACCCAGGGAAGUCACCCACACUGCUAGAUAUACACAGAAAUGCAGAAUAACCCUCCCCUCAUACAAAUAGUACAGCCCACACACAGCCCACACACAACCCACACACAAACAUACACACAAUCCGCAACACCACUAACAAUCCACAUACAUGCACACAACCCCACAUGCAGCCUCUCACAUGCAAUACCCCAAUAAGCCCCCACACAUUACCAAACACACAAUGUGACAUAUCCAUCCACACACACAAUUCCACAAAUAGCCCCCAUACACAGCUUACAUUCAUAUGUAUCAUACACAAUACCAUAAACUACUCAUGAACAUAUACAAUAUAAUAGCUCAUAUACGCAGGGCCGUCUUUAACGCAGGGCAAACGGGGCAGCUGCACUGUGAGCCCCGCUGGCCUCAACUAUUUCUCACCCCCGGCCGGUAAUCCACACACUAAGGAGGCCCACCGGCUGGCCCAUGCACAAAGGGCCACCCGGUGGGCUUCAGUCAGCAGGGGUCUGGUCGCGCGCUGAGGCACUUUAACAGCGGGCCCCUUGCUUUUCGGCAGCAGGCUGGGAGGAAGGGACGGCCGUGCAUCACUUCCUCCCACAAAGAGAGGAGCGUGCGGGAAAGAAGAGUAGGCAGAGUGGAGGGGGGCUGGCCGAGAGAGCCAGACCCCACCUCCCAACACCUUCAGCCACCAGCAGAAAAGGUAGGAAACUGGAGGGUGGGUUUUAAAGUGUAAAUUUGGUGUGUGUUAGUAUGCUUGAAUGUGUGUGUGUGUGUGUCAAUAUAUCUGUGUGUGUCAGUAUGUCUGUGUGUGUGUGUCAGCAUGUCUGUGUGUAUGUGUCUGUGUGUGUCAGCAUGUCUGUGUCAGCAUAUCUGUGUGUGUGUGUGUUAGUAUAUCUGUGUGUCAGUAUGUCUAUGUGUGAGUGUCAGCAUGUCUGUGUGUGUGUGUGUUAAUAUGUCUGUGUGUGUCAGCGUUGGGGUGGAGGACGUGAUUGCAUGCCUGGGGAGGGGGGACAGGGUCCAGUGGGCCCCAAGCAAAUGCUUUGCCCAGGGUCCAUUCAAUAUUAAAGACGGCCCCGCAUAUACACACAUAUAUAACGAUACAAAGCAAUUACAGUAAAAAUAACACAAGCAGAAUAUGGCAGCGUACACACCUCAAUUUUAAAAAAAAUAGGACCGCACGCUACGGGACAUCACAAUCCUAUAUCGGCACAGUGCUACUAAAAGGUUGCCUACCCCUGACCUAGACACUAUUUUGUGAAGUUACACUGCUGUAAAAGAGACGUGACAAGUUCAGGUUUUUAAGUGUGAAUUUUCAUGGAUGGUUUUGAUGCGUCCGUGUCCCAGUUUGGAGCACUUGAGCAGGCUACAUAUUACAACUACACCAUAAAGGCAUACCAUUUCUUAAAGAACACAUCCCAGGGUAUUUCAAAAGGCAUAUUUAAAACCUUAGCGUUGGAUAAUUUUUCCGCUAGCUUGUACCAAGUGUAGUGGUAAUAAGCGUUUUUUUGCGUUUUUGACACACAAAGUGAGUUUGCACAGUAUAUUUUGCAAAUUGUAUGUGUGCUACGACUGUAUACUACUUCAUAUGUUGCUCAGCUAUGUCGGCUGAGUACAGCAAUACCCCCGUAUGUACCUUUGCCUGGUAUAUGUGGACAUCGGAGGGGCACAUUUGGGACACAGCCAUUCCCGUUUUUUUUCAAACUUUGAAUGUUUACGCUGGGUCCAUGUCCCAUUUUAGAUGAUCAUUUUUCCAUUAGCUUGUACCAAGUGUAGUGGUAAUGAGUAGUGAUGUCCCGAACUGUUCGAUGAACGGUUCGCGAACAGUUCUCCACGGAUCGCCAGUCAGCAGACACAUUCCAGCCAAUCAGCAUCAGACCCUCCCUCCCAGACCCUCCUACCUCCUGGACCGCAUCCAUUUUGAAGCUGCCUUCUUAGUGAGCUGUCCAGGAGGAGGGAGGGUCUGCUGCUGAUUGGCUGGAAUGUGUCUGCUGACUAGAGUCCGCGGCGAACCGUUCGGCGAACAGUUCGGGACAUCACUAGUAAUGAGCAUUUUUUUAUGUAUUGUAAAUGUAACCCAUUUUCAAACUUUUUUUUACUUAUUAAAUGUUUUACACUUUCUUAACUUUUACACUUUUACAUUUUUCCUAAACUUUUUUUUUUUACCAUUAACCCCUAACUAGCAGUAAGCAGCACUAACAGUAAAUUCCCCCCUUUCCCAUAACUCCCACCCACUCCAGCUAGUAAAAUAUAUCAUUAUAAAAUAUUUAAAUUAAUUAAUUAAAUAAAUUGAACCCUUGAAGGUUAAAAAAAUAAAUAAAAGUUAAUCCUCAGGUAUUAAAAGAAAUUAGAUUACAGUAUAAUACUGUGGUCUGUAUUUUGAUCACUGUAGGCAGUGAUCAACAGGCAGGGAAGGGGUUAAUUUUUAUUUAGACUGGGUAAAGGGGGGUGGUAUUUUAUUUUUUUACUUAAACAUUUCUAAAACAUUUUUAAAAAAACUUUUUUUACCUUUUUAAAGCUUAUUUUAAAACUUUUUUUUAACAUUAACCCCUAGUUAGCCUAACACCAAAUUCCCCAAUUCCCCACUAACUUCCACCCAUCCCAGCUAGCUAAAUAUAUAAUUUUUUAAUAUUUAAAUUAAUUAAUAAAAUAAAUUUAACCCCUGAGGGUUAAAACUAAAAUAAUUAACCCUCAGGGUUUAAAAAAAUAAAUAAAAAAUCAUGUCAUUAAAAUGUAUACCCUGCCAAUUGAUCACUGUAGUCCGUGAUCAAUUUAGCAGGGAAGGGGUUAAUUUUAUUAAAGCAGGGGAAAGGAGAGGUGGAAUUUAACUUAUUUAACUAUUUAUUUUUUUAUUUUUUUACACAGGGUGAAGAGUAUCAUCACUUUUCCAUCUCCCUGCACUUCACAGUGAACCCGGAAGCGCAGGGAGGCGGAUCAUGAGUACCUGCAGAACAUGUACUCGCUCUGACAGCCUGUCAGAGCGAUCACUGCUGCAGGGACAGCGCGAUCCGGUGCUCCCGGUCUACCUCGGAUACCGAGACAGACCAGGUGAGCGUUAACCCCGCGAUCAUGGCAAUCUGGGGUUAACUUUAGUAAAUGACAAAUUUUCCGUCUGCGGUCGGGAAGGGGUUAACUGAUUCUUUAUUGCUGGAGUCUUCAAUAAAGAAGGUAAAGCAAAUAUUCGCCUCCUGUCUUUUUAAUAAAAUUUUGCUUAUUCCCUCACCGAGGCUAGAAUAAUCUCUAAUAAAUAGUUUAGUGCAUACACAUGAAUUCUUUUUACUGCUACAAACUUUGAUAUGUGUAUUACUAUAUUUAAUAUUGGGUAUAUUAUGUAUAUUUUUUCAAAUGUGUUCCUUUCUUUUUUUUCAGAAAGCAAAAAGGCUGCUGGACUUGAAUAUAACAUUAAUGAUAAACUUACCGAGGAUGGCUGUAUACACAUUCUUUCAUUGGGAUCAAAGGCGUUGAUGUUGCAAAUCUGGGCAAAUGUGAUCACGGGUCAUAUUAUGUUUAGGUAUUUUUUGUGUGUAAGCCCUUUAUAGAUGUUAACAGGGAUUAAUAAUAAAAAUGUAGACAAAUAUUAAUACAGUGUAGUAUAUAGCAUGAUUUGGCUAAUAUGCACCCACACGUAUAUCCCACAUAUAAUCAUAAAAUAACCAUUAUCACACUCAACACAAUGCAGAUAACUGAAAAUUAUAUAUUGCUGAACCCAGACCAUGUAGUCUUUUCUGACGGUGCUUGAGUUUUAUCUAUAUUGGCAUUACAGGGCACAAUUAAGUGGAUAUGGAGUAAUGCUCUAACAUAAUUUUGUUUUCCUAAUUAAUAAGUAUUCACUAAUAUUCCUCCUCCAUGCAGCAGAAAAGACCGGAAUUAGACCUCCGACACUAGUUUGACACACUUGUCAAACCGUGUAAUUUGACUGCAUACAGGCGUCAUGAUCAUCCGAGAGAUCUUCUCUGACACUUCGUAUUGGGGGUGGGGGGAUGUAGUAAGUUUUACUGCACUUGUUUUGCCAAUCUGAUUGAAACCUAGUCAUCUGGAUAAAAUUCUAUGUUUAGAGAACAUUCUAUGUUUAUGAUUUUUUACUGUGUUCAAUUGUGUUAUCUAUAUAUAAAAUAAAGUAUUCAUUAUUUAGAAUUUUUAUGCAGAGAACUUCCAGUUCCUAUUUUAAACUAAUACACACUUUAGGAAUAUAUCCAUCCAUCUAUCGUUCAAGUAGAGAUUGUAUCCGCAUUAGUCCAGUGAUGUAGAUGUAAAAAACAUACAAUUAAUAUCUUGUAAUACCUUUUUUAUUGGACGAGCAUAAUUUUUGAACGACAAGCUUUUGGGAAUACCUUACCUUUCUCAAGUCUAAAGCAUUUUUGAGCAAGACAGCGCAUAAGAUUCAAAGUUGAGUUCUGAUACAGGGGUUAAAGGGACUCUCUAGUGCCAGGAAAACAAUCCGUUUUCCUGGCACUGCAGGUCCCCUCUCCCUCCCACCUCACAAAAAAACCCUUAAGUCACUUAUCUGAGACCCCCGCCGGUGGUGGUUUUGGGUCGCUGCCACUCCUCUUCAUUACGUCGGCCGGUGGGCGAGACUGAUCCCGCCCGCCGGCCGCGGAGACCUAAUGUGUGUUCAUUAGAGCUAUCCAUAGAAAAGCAUUGAAAAUGCUUUUCAAUGCCUUCCUAUGGGGAAUUGAGUGACGCUGGAGGUCCUCACACAGAGUGAGGACAUCCAGCGAUGCUCUAGCACAGCAAGCUAUGGACCAGCAAGUGCCCUCUAGUGGCUGUCUAGUAGACAGCCACUAGAGGAGGAGUUAACCCUGCAAUAAUUACACUUAAGGGUAGUGGGAGUUGGCACCCAGACCACUCCAAUGAGCAGAAGUUGUCUGGGUGCCUGGAGUGUCCCUUUAAAGGACAUGAGUGCAGAUAAGACACAUGGUUAAUAAAGAACCAUUCUCACAGGGAGUCGUAAAUAACAUGGAGAGAAAAAAACUAAAAAAGUGCAGUAGAUGUGCUACAAGGGAAGAGUAAAAACAACCUAAUUACUUGUAUAAAGAAUGCAUGAAUUCCCAUCCAAGAGUUACAGGAUAUACAGUUACAAGAUUUGUUUGUGUAUAUGUGUGUGUAUGUGUAUAUGUAUGUAUAUAUAUAUAUAUAUAUAUAUAAAAUACACACACACACCCAACCGUGGAGGAGGAUUGGGACUUCCAGACAUGGCCACAUACCACAAAGCGAUCCACCUCUAGCACAUCCUGAAGUGGACAAAUGCUCCACCUGCUAAGCUGUGGAUAUACAUGGAAUCUAUUUUUAUAUAAACACCCUGUUCCAAAUUAUUAUGCAAAUUAUAUUUUUCUCAUUUACCUAAAUAAUUGAUGUAAAUAAGUCAGCAUAAUUCUCAGGUUAUCAACUAUUAAGAAUACAAUUCAAAUUUUAUUGAACAAACCUCCUAAUAAGUUUUUUUAAACCUAAAAAAACUUACAAUGCACUGUUCAAAAUUAUUACGCUCAGUAAGUUUCAAAACACUUUAUAGGUUAUAAAGAACUGAAAAUUUUAAUUUGUUGUGUUUGCAGCAUAUUUACUGAAAUCAAAAGCUAUUUCAAUCAAACUUAUAACAACAAUUUAACUGUUUAACCCCUUAAGGACUAAACUUCUGGAAUAAAAGGGAAUCAUGACAUGUCACACAUGUCAUGUGUCCUUAAGGGGUUAAAUAUUUUAACAGGUCACGUUACAUUUUAACAUAGGACCCCUUAUUUGAUAGCGGCUUCACAAGUAUUGCAUCCAUUGAACUUGUGAGUUUUUCAACAGUUUCUGCUUGAAUUUGUUUGCAAGAUGUCAGGAUAGCCACCCAGAGUUUGGAUGUAAACCCUCAUAGAUCUUUUGCUUGAGGAUGCUCCAAAGGUUCUCAUUAGGAUUGAGGUCAGGGGAGGAUGGAGGCCACACCAUGACUUUCUCUCCUUUUAUCCCCAUAGCAGCCAUUGAUGCAGAGGUAUGAGAUGGUGCAUUGUAAUGCAUGAAGAUGAUUUUAUUACGGAAAGCAUAGUUUUUCCUUCUGUGCCAGGGAAGAAAGUGGUCAGUCAAAAAUUCCACAUACUUUGCAGAGGUCAUCUUUACACCUGCGGGGACCCUAAAGGGGCAGACCAGCUCUCUUCCCAUGAUUCCGGCCCAAAACAUGACUCCACCACCGCCUUGCUGACGUCGCAGCCUUGUUGGAACAGUGUGGCCGUCCACCAACCAUCCACUGCUCCAUCCAUCUGGACCAUCCAGGGUUGCACAGCACUCAUCAGUGAACAGGACUGUUUGAAAAUUAGUCUUCAUGUAUUUUUCUGCCCAAUGCAGCCGUUUCUGCUUGUGAGCAUUGGUUAGUGGUGGCCGAAUAGAAGGUUUAUCCACAGUUGCAAGACUCUGGGGGCCUCUACAUCUUGAUGUCCGUGGGACUCCAGAGGCAGCUUCAAAUAUCUGUUUGCUGCUAUGUAAUGGUAUUUUAGCAGCUGCUCUCUUGAUCUAAUGCAUGGAUCUGGCAGAAAUCUUCCUCAAUGUGCCUUUAUCUGCAUGAACACGUCUGUGCUCUGAAUGAGCCACAAAUCUCUUAAUUGUGCAAUGAUCACGCUUAAGUUUUCGUGAAAUAUCUAAUGUUUUCAUUCCUCGUCCAAGGCAUUGAACUAUUUCACUCUUUUCGGCAGCAGAGAGAUAAUUUUUCUUCCCCAUAUUGCAUGAAAAUGGUGCUCUGCUUAAUAAUGUGGAACACCCUCCUUUAGUAGUUUUUCCUUAAACUGGGCUCACCUGGCAAUCUAAUUACCACAUGUGUUCGAGAUUGUUUUCAGUGAUCAAAAGAGCCCUGAGACACAAUGCCAUCCAUGAGUUAAACUGAAAAACACAAUAUUGAUUCCUUGUGACACUUAAAUAGAAUUUGCAUAAUAAUUUGUAACAGGGUGUGUGCAUAUAUAUAUAUAUCUCAAAAUCCAAUUGCUUUUCCCACAGAAAUCACAAAUCUGCAGUGACUACUGCAAAGGAUUCUGGGUGGGCAUAUGCAAAUUAGCUUAACAAUGAAUCACAUUUUUGCCUCAUUCCAUUUUAAACAUGGAUUCUUUUUAGUUUGUGUUUGCUGUAUACAACAGCAUGGAACACAACUUAGGAAAAGAUGCAAAGCCAGUAAACCACUCAUGGACAACUGUUUCGUUGUUAACAAGCCUUGCCCCGCCCUGCAAUUAGGCUAAGAACACUGAUUGGUUGGUUUAAUCAAAGUUCUUUGGAAUUUUCCCACACUGUUUUAAAUUGACAAAGAGCACUUUGAUUGGCUUAAACCAACCAAUCAAAAUACAAAAAAUGAUACUGAACUCAAAGACUUAGAAUAUAAUUCAUUACUUAAUUUAAUAAAUCAUUGAAUAAAUCAUUAUCUCAAAUGGACAUAAUUCAUUAGUUAAUAUAUGCUUUAAAGUCAAAAAAUUGAUAAUAUAUACACACUUAAAACAAUAUAGUUUAGUAGAACCAGUGCAUUAUGAGUCUACUAACAUAACUCAAUGUAACUAAAAAUCCCUGACAACAAAUUGAUGAAUCAUCAAGAAGUAUUAUAUUAUAUUGCUGUAUAUGAUAGUCCAAAAAAUACCAUCUAAAAAAGAAUGGUAAAUAAAAAAAUAAAUAAAAUAAAUAAAAUAAAAAAAAUUAUAAAAAGAAAAAAAAAAUCGUGAAAAAAAUGAAAAAAGGGAAAAAUAAGUAUAUACAGUCCCAGUGUGUACACACUACAAUAUAUGGGUGGAUCUCAGCACUUUCUAUAGAAGGAUAAGUCCUGUUUCUAAGUUAUCCAUGUUUCUUUGCUGUGUGAUAGUGAAUCCUUGUAGUUGUAGUAGAUCUUUUUUUCUUUCUCAAAGAUGUAGAAGUCCCACACUUAUUCUGGAAGUACCAAGUGUUAUCUUUUUAUUUUGCUUCUUGUCUGUUGGUCCAGAGUCUAAUAGGCGGGCUGCGCGCUCGGGAUCUUCACAAAUCCCUUCAAUGGCCCUGUCAGAGAAAAAGUAUAAUAAAGGCCCAUACUUAUAUACAGUUCGGCACGCCUGCUUGAAUAUGCAGGUCACGCCCAAAUGGCGUCAUGACGCUCGCAUCUGUAGGUCGCGUCUGUAUGAUGUCAUGGCGCACACGUCAGAUUGCUGCGCCAGACGUGUGCACCGUCCCACUUUGAGAACGUCCAUAUCACUGCGCAUGUGUGUGCGUUCCAAUACACAUGCGCAAUAUGUACCAAUACAAAUAUGUAGUCUUUUUGCCUUAAGCUGUAUGUAUGGGAUAAAAAAAGUUCCUCAUGUUUGUUUGCAUGGGGAAAAAAACAUCUAUGUACAUUUAAACAGAAAGUACUUAUAUACAUAUUUACAUGAAGUAUUCAUAUCAAUUAAUUACUAUGAUAGAACUCUACUAAUAAAGGGAUACUGAUCAUCCUUAUUUAAUGAGGGAUUAAAGUCAUUGAUAUAUUUAUGCUUGACUAAACUGAACCAGUAGAUUCUUUACCAAUAAAGGGAUACUGAUCAUCCUUAUUUAAUGAGGGAUUGAAGUUAUUGAUAUAUUUAUGCUUGACUAAACUGAACCAGUAGAGUAAGACUAAUGAUUAUCUUAGUACAAUGAGGGGUUAAGAUCAUUAGCAUGCUAAUAAAAGUAUGACUAAGAUUGAGGUUUCACAUUUAUAUUUAAAAGUUUAUCUGAAUAUUAAUUGUUGGUAUUCAUAAUAUGGAGCAGAAAGAACAUUACUCGAAGCAAUUUUUGUUACUCAAAAAAUUCUGUUAAGGAAUAUAAUCUUGGAGUAACUUAUAACUUAGUUGACAUAGUUAUGUUUCUAAUAAUAAAUGGCAAUAUUGUCCCCAUAGUCUGUAGUAUGUUCAUAAUGUAUUUCAAAUAUUUUUUAAAGUAUUUUUUUUUUUUAAUAUUUUUAAAGUCUUCCAUCAGAUAGAUACUGUCAAUAUUAUAUCAAAAAUGCCAUGACGGAAUCUGGGUAAUAAGAGGUUAUAUUAGUCCAAAAUAUAAUUGCAACAGAUAAUCAGCGGUAACCGUUCACCCAUUUAAACAUCAUAUUUUUUCAAAAUAAGCAUACUCACCAGCAGUGUAGUGUGUGAAAAGUGCCUGUGGUUUCCCACACGUUGGACCCCGUGAUUUCUUGGGUAACGGACCAAGAGUUGGUCAAUUUCUUUAAUGGCUCUUAAGGAGGGAAGGAAACAGGCAUGCCAUAUAGGGUCCCAAUGACUUACUGUGGAUGUAAAGUAAUAAAUUAGCCCAAAUAAAUGGACCCCAAAUAGUAUAUUCAAACACUGUUCUGAUAUUCUAAAUCAUUCUAUAAAAAAUGUUUGAGGUCAUAAUCCUCAUUCAAGUCAUCCGGAUGGAGUGUUUCCAAAAUACUAAUCCACUUUGUUUCCUUACAUAAGAGUGCUUUUUGUCUAUCUCCACCCCUCCGCAACGGUUUAACGCUAUCAAUUACUUGAAAACGUAAUUGGUUGACAUUAUGGCCUUGCUGUAGAAAAUGCCUCGGUACCGGUUUGUCACAUGUCCCUUUCUGAAUGGCAGCUCUUAUGUCCCUCUUAUGUUCUCCAAUGCGCUCUUUCACUGGCCUAAUUGUUUCCCCAACAUAGAGAAACCCACAGGGGCAUUUCAAGAUGUAAACCACAUAUUCUGAGUUGCAUGUAUAAUAAUCAAGUAUUUUAAAGUAUUUUAAUGCCUGAUCGUGGAUGUACAAAACACUUACCCCUGAUUACAUUGUUGCAAUUUAUACAAUUUAGGCACGGGAACGUGCCUUUCUUGGGUUCAAAGAAAAAUCGUCUCUGUUUCUUGUUACUACCAAUGUCCGAAUGCACUAAUUUGUCCCUAAGAUUCUAUGCUCGUUUAUACGAGAAUAGGGGAGGAUUCCUAAAUUCGUUUUGGCAAAUUAAGAUCGUCCUCUUAGAUGUUCCAAUGUUUCAUUAUAAUCUUUUUAAUAGCAUUGCUAUGAGGUGUAUAUGGUGAUAUAAAUGGGAUUCUUUGUGUAGUGUUCUUCUUACCAAUCGGGUUAAGCAUUUCUUCCUUGUCCAUAUCUGAAAUCCUGGUUCUGUGUCGUGUCACUAGUUCUAAUGGAUAACCCCUAUCAAUAAAUUUAUUGCACAUGAACUCCAUCCAUAAACCAACCAAUCCGUGUUCUUAGCCUAAUUGCAGGGUGGGGCAAAGCUUUAUAAGCCUACCCAGCCCUGCGGAGCUCAUUCUGCGCCGUGCCCUCGCCGGGUGAAGAUGGAUUAAUUUUUUUAGCGUCAGGGUUGUUUUUUUUUGCGCUCUGGUUUAUUUUAUUUUAAGUUCGACAGGUAUGAUGUUUUUUUAUUUGGCCUUUUUUGUGGCUGAAAAAUGAAGAUUUUAGAAUAUAGAAGACAUCAAAUAUUUUUCUUUUUCUUUACAGUUUAGUUAUUUUAUUCCCCCCUCACUAUUUUUAGGGUGAGGGGUAGUUUUUUAUUUGGGUAUUUGGGUGUGGUGGGGGGGUGACUAAGGGCUAAGGGACCCCUAGUCACCUUUGAAGGGUUUCAUUUAGGGCCCCCACCCGCCACUCAGGUGUGGAGGCCGAGGAGGAGGACAGUAUGUUCCCCCCACAUUCUUAUUUAGGGCCCCCACCCGCCACUUAGGGGUGGGGGCCCGGCGGGGAGGACAGUAGGUUCCCCCCACAUUCUUAUUUAGGGCCCCCACCCCCGGCUCAAGGGUUGGGGCCGGAGGGGAGGACAGUAGGGUCCCCACCUGCCACGUGGGGGCUGGGGAGAGGAUUGUAAUUCCCCCCCACAUUAUCCUUUAGGGCCCCCACCCGCUGCUACGGGUGGAGGGCAAUAGUUACCCCCCCCCCCUUCAUUAUCCUUUAGGGUACUGGCUGCUCACUGUUUACUAGACAUGCCCCUACUCGUGACAUAGCGAGUAGGGGCUGAAUUUACUAAUACUUAGUAUUAGUAAAUUUGACUGAAAGACCAAUUUAGGUCUUUCAGCCUUUUGGUAGAUAGCUCCCUAAUACCGUGGGAAUGAAUAAGAUCAAAGUUUCAUUCAUUCAAUUGAAAUUCCGAUACGAACAAAGUCCCGAAUUGCGUUCUAACACGAAUUGAGAAACUGUUCUCAUUCUGUUAGGACGCAAUUCAGUAGUUUUGCCGGCGUUCUGUCUAAGUGACAGGACGUUCGACAAUACUGACAGGAAGCAUCGCAGGAACAGGGAGGAAAGCUAAGGAUUGUAGGAAAAUUUCUCUGACCACCGGAAACGAAGUACACUUUGCUCUUCCGCUGGUUAUAGCUAUUCAGGCAUAGGAAACAUCCAUAAGAGAAAUAGUCCCUACUUUGUCUUAUGUUUUAAAGAAAACUAGAGAAGAUAAGAAGAAAUAAAGAACAGAUCCUGAGAGAGGGGGAAAAGAGGAAUAGAUUGGAGAAAGGUAAUUUCGGCAUGACAGCACCGCUUUAAGUACAAUAAUUUAAUGCAAGCUGUGACCUAACCCUCCAUGCAGUACAGGUUUUAAAAAUAUGAUCUGCCUUCUUAAGUCCAGGCAAUCCAGAUAUUUUAUUAAGGUACUUAAAAUAAUAUUUGAUUAUAGUUUUGUAAUUUUUACUUUUUUUUUCUAGAGUUUGUGCUGAUGCAAAUGAUGAAGCUAAAAGUGGCGUGCUAGCACAGGCUGAAACACAUGAAAAUAUUUUCCUUCCUGGAAAUUGGCAACAUUUGGCUUUCACUUACCAAGAGCAAUCUGAAAGUAAAAAAAAAGCCUGCAGCAAAAUAACCAUGUGGGUCUCAGGUCAAAGGUAAGCGUGUUUUGUUAAGUAGAAUACAUGAGAAUAUAGAAAUGCUUGAAUGUUGACUAAUGUGGACUAAAUCAGCAUUAAGUUAUACUUGAUUCGUAGCAGGAAAGUGGAACAGAUAUUUAUUUAUUUUUUUCUAGCCAAAAGAAUUUAUGAAUAUAUAUGAAUUUUAUUUAAAAUGUGUAUCUAUAUUUACAGUUUGAAAAAAAUAAAAUAACAUAAUGCUGAAAAAUCAUUGAUAUUUUAAUACCUAUUUCAGCUUUUAGUAUGCAUUUUAAAGGUCUUACAUGUGAAUCAUAAUCCUCCUAAAGACCCAGAAUAAGUUGUGGAGACCAUCAUUAGCAGUGAAGCAUUUUGUCCUAUUCUUUAAACAUGAAAUGUUUUAGGUGUUAUUGGAUAUAUCAAAAUUAAACCCAUUCAACAGCACUAAUCCAAACUGAAUUAUACCUAUACACCCACAAUAACUAUAUGUCAUCAACUAGAAUUGUCACCGAGAGGAUAUUUGGGCUAUAAAAUAACCGGUUAAGUGUCAAAUUGUAUUGGUGGAUCCUUAACAUUAUGACCUGGAUAUGGUGUGUGUAAUUAUCAUGUGUUGCAUUCUUUUUUUUUAUUACAUUUUAAUUAGUCAUUUUUAUUAAUGUCCUUGCAAGUGAAAAUACAAAACCAACAUAAAUUACACAUGAAAAUACAAUUAAAUACAUGAAAAUUAUUAAAUUCCAUAAAGGCAAUAACAGUUGCAAUAAUAGGUAUGAAUGUGCCUAUUCGUGGGAUGACAUAGAACACAGUUUGUGCAUGCAACACAAAAACUGCAAACGAGUAUAAUACGGGCAAGGUUUAUACCAUAGAUCAGGCGAGUCCUUGAGGCUUUAUAUAUGGCUAGUGGAAAUUCAUAGUCGUAGGUAGCUGUAGAAAAAGGCGUAUUUGGGGUCUUGGGUAUGUCCAGCUUCAGUCCUCCCUUUAUCAGUACCAUGUACUGCCAUGAAAGGUAUGCUCUGGUAUAGUAUAAAAUGAAAUCUGAUAUGAUUUGAAAGAGGAGAGGGUGAGAGCUGAUAAAAAAGCUGAUAAGGUUGCGGCAGGUCCUCGCAGGGUACCUUUGCCAUGGCUGCCAAGGAGCCCUAGGGUGUCCCCCUUUACUGGAAACCAUGUCUGGACACCUUUUUUUGUUCUACCUGUCCCCAUAACAUUUCCUCUAUCACUUUGAUCUCCUUGACUCUAGCGAUUCAGUCUCUAAUUGUAGGUAUUGUGCGUUGUCUUCAGAAGCAUGGAAUCGGGCUACGGGUGGCAUUUAUCAGGUGAGGGAUUACAUAGUUUUUGUAGAUUGUCAGUAGUAUACAUGACAGAUGAACUAAGCAGAGAACCGGUGAAGAGGAUAGUUAUGUGUCAGUGAGUGAGAUGAGGAUGUGAUGUACUGCCUUCCAGAAGGGCAGUAUGAUUGGACACGACCACCGUAUGGGAAAGCAUUCUAGGUCAAAUCCGGAUAUAGCUAUAGCAAGUUUCUCCAGUGUUUUAUACCAGUGGGAUAAUAUUUUAUAUCUGGAUUCCUCGUAUUUGGUGUUGAUGGGGGAUUUGUGUGUGAGGAUGAACGUCUCCAUCUAUUGUUCUUCAGUCAUGGUAUGUCCCUGUAGCGGAGAGGUAGUAUCAUCCACAAUAUCUCCGCUGGUAACAGGAACAGCUUACAAUAAUCCAGGCAAAAUAAGUACAGCAUACAAUAAUCGCGGUAGCGUUAAAUUCUUCCUUCCCAAGAACUAGACGACACAUAGGCUGGGAGUCAACUCAUAGUGUCUGUCUUCCAUCCCCAGUGAUGGUGACUACCGUCACAGUCCCAUAUCUCAUUGCCAGUAUCUGGUGAAAUAUGUGAGGGAAUGGUCUUCCUAUGGGACGAUUAAUGUUCAAUAUAGGACUAAGAUAGCAUGUGGCAGAGGGGCUGAUGCCAUGCUUAACUCUUGGUAGGUAUGGCAUCAGUUGUCUGUUCGCGGUCUGCAGGUUCAGAAUGCGUGUAGUAAGUGUACUAGCUGUAUUGGUGUACUAGCUGUAUUGGUAUCGGAAUAUGAGUAGCAGAGUAAGUAGCUUGGUAGGUGUCAGUACAGUCAGGGGCAGAAUGGUCCCAUGUCCCUCAGACGACAUGGGGAAGGCAAGUCCACGGAGAAUGUGAAUCGUGGGGGAAUAGCCAGAGGAAAAGAAUGGUUAGUUUAUAUCGGGCAUAUUGGAAAGACAGUGGGUGCAAUUCCUCGUUAACUAACCAUUUUUCUCCACACUGCCAAUGUGGACAAAAUGGUCGGGUGUAUGUCUUGUGGGUUGCUUUGCAAAGUCAGGGGAAACCAUGACUGUAGACUCAGAGGGGUCUCUCAGAGACCGCUAUUCCAUGUAUAUCCUAAGCUUAGCAUGUGGAGCAUUUGUCCACUUCAGGAUGUGCUAGAGGUGGAUCGCUUUGUGGUAUGUGGCCAUGUCUGGAAGUCCCAAUCCUCCUAAGUGCUUUUUGGUCUGGAAGGUGAUGCCUAAUAGAGGACACGGUUGGGUAAAGAACAUCUAAUGGAGAUGAAGUCUGGAGGAGGGUAGGGAAGGCAAGGGAGGAUGUUCACCUUUAAGACACUUACCCUCUCACCCUCUCAAGUCAUGUUAUAUGAGGAAGUUGCCAGGAGUGUUUCUUCACCUUAUUAAUCAAAGAUGGGAAGUUGAUGUCAGAGAGGAAUGCAGGAAUCAUAACCCCAAGAUAUGUUCUAGCCUCUGUACACCAUUGAAACAGUAACAUGGUCUUGAGCACAGGGUCUGGUCGCAUCCUACGCUGAGAAUCUCAGAUUUGGUGAAAUUGAUCUUGAGGUUGGAGAGCAUGCUAAAGUGGUCGAAUUCCUUCAUGAUGGCCAUCAGUGAGGUUUUGGGAUUAGAUAACUGUUAUCCCAGGGUUGUUGUGAACAGAGUUCAGGAAAGGUUUGAGGCUGAGAUCCUGCCGGGUUACGUUUCGAAUCCUGAACGGGUGUGAUAAUAUGCUAUUAACGUGUACCUGUGCAGAAGGCUCAGAGUACAGGAAUUUCACCAAGGCCAGCAUAUGAGGUCUGAAACCUAAGCCGUGAAGCGUGUCUAUUGCCUUUUCAGCAUCUGUAGAGACCAGGAGGUUAGAGAAAUGUGUAUUCUGGGCCACAUAAGUCAGGUUAAUGACUUUGGUGGUGUCUCUGGCCUCUCUCCCAUUAACUAACCCCACCUGGUCAGGGUGUAGUAGGGCUGGUAGAAGUUGUUGGAUGUAGAGAGGAAGGACCUUCGCAAACAGUUUAAGGUUGGCAUUUAGCAGUGAAAUAGGUCUGUAGCUUGGGCAUACAGAGGGGUCUUUUCCCUCUUUGGGAAUUACUACUGUAUGCACCGAUAGUGUAGCAGGGUCUACAUGACAUGCCUGCAUGGCAUUAAACAUGCGCAGUAAAUGCAGAGACAAGACGUUGAAGAAGAUUUUGUAAUAUUUGAUCGUUGGGUCAUCCGGGCCUGGGCUUUUUAUUUUUUAGUUAAUUUCAGUGAUAGGGAAAGUUCAUCAAGGGAGAUCGGCAGCAUCCAAAACAGACGAUAGCUUGUGUUUGACCUAGUCGGAUUGGAGGGUUGCUAGUUCUGACAUUUGUUACCCUCCGUCCAGGGUGGAGGGAGAGAGGUUGUACACAUAGUAUUUUUUAAGGUUUUUUUUUUUUUUUUUAAACCUUCUGCAAUGUCAGUAGGUGUUUUAUGGAUCCGGCUUCCAUAGGCAGCCUUGGGGACAGUAGACUUUUUGUCUAUUUUGUCGUAGAGUUUUGGCAAGUAUCUUCCUGCUUUUAUUGUUGAAUUCUGUGAUGAGACCAAUCUUGCCACAUUGCAUUGGAGAAGCCUGGUUGCUCGCCUGUUGCCUUUGGAUUAUGGCCCCAUGUUAAAAGACUUCUUUUCCCCUGCAGAAAAGGCUUAUUCGUGCCUUUCUGCCUGGCGGUCGGUAGAUUCAAUCUACCGAACUAACGCACGAAUGACUGGACCACCUGGGAGCUGGAGUGUGUCGGCAAUUAACCUCCCAGAAGCUGCGAUUAACCGCAGCUUAAUUGACGAAUGCUAGGUGGCCGCCAUUCGUAUACCGAACACGAGGUCGCGGCCAUUUUAAAAACGCGAACGCUCAGCGGUGUUCGACACCCAACUCAUGGAACUGAAAACGGAUACAUUUUGGCGCGAACACCGCUGAAGCCGCCGACCUCCCUUCUUGUUCGGUAGAUGUGCACGAACGGCCCUAUAUUCGGUAGUUGUACCCGAAUACACCAUACCCCAGAUAGGAAUCCCGUGGAGCUCAUUCGUAUGAAAACUGACUUUGUGAACACUUUGGCUCCACGGCGAUUGGACUGUGUGCAUAGGAUCUGAGCGCUAUUCGGUACUUUGGUGCGCUCAGAUCUUAGUUAUCUGGGGAAAUGUUGAAUGCCUGUAAAAUGUUGUAAAAUAUAAGUUAUGUAUUUUUUUUUUGUUAUUGUCAUCUAAAAUGGCGUUUAGGCUCUGUCCUAGGAGAUAAUUGAAUUACUUCACAAUUAUCUCCCUGAGCAGAGCAGAGGUUUCUGGGUAAGAAAAGGGGGAUGGCUAAGUGUGUACCCUGUGAUUGGUUGCUACAAUGUCUUUGUCACAGUCUUCCAUCUGGUUCCCUAGGGGAGUGUCCACCAGGUGGGAGACCUGCAUAAAUACUGGGCAGGUAGCCCUCAUUAAACAGACCACUGCUUGACACUCAACACGGAGCUCUGUCUCGUUCUUGGUGGGAUUUACUGUAUGCUGAUAGAGACUGAUUGCUAGGAGUGUAAGCCGCUUGGGUGUUUUUCCUAUUCGGGAGUUUGGAGUGCUAUUUUGUAUGCAGUUCAGGAGUUUGGAGCAUUCCCUUAUAUGCGGUUCGGGAGUUUUGUGUUCUGCAGUAGCUGUGCCUGUAUCUCUGGAAGGGGAAGAUCUCCUAAACAGCGGUUUAACCCUUUUAUGCCUGGGGGUGCCGUUACAAAUUCAUAUAAGGAUUUCUUAGCCUUUUGGAAGUUAGUUUAAAGUUGAGCUUGGCACGUGCAGCAGCUAAUUUGAGGUAUGAGGCAUCAUCUAAGGAGUUUUUGUGCUAGGUUUUGAGUUGGGAAAUCUAUCAGGAUCUCACCAUUUAAUCUUGGCAUUCCUCCAUGUUGUUUUCGGCAUGAUCGACAAUACCCUUGUCACUUCCGGGUUUCGCCGAUCAGUCUCCGCCCAUACGUUUAAUGUCACACGCUUUCCUUCAAAAGGAAGCCGCAUUCACGUCUAAAUUGCUCAAUCGAUUUUGUGUUGAGUUGUGCUGUCAUGUGUAUUACUCUACAUAUGUUUCCAAUUGUUGUGCUUCUUGACUACCUACUUUGCCGACGGAGUGUUCAUCACUCAUUAGCAAAAUAAGUUCUCCCAGUCUGGGAUCUAUUAUCGGUUCUUACCUCCUUACCUGUUUUUUGUUUGUUUUUUUAUCUGAAAGUAGGAGAUGUUUUUGAGUGUAUAACAGAGCUCCACAGCAAUAAUACUUCCAGUACUGUGUCUUUAACUGCAUUAAAUGUGUUUAGAAAUUAGACUGUGUAAAUAAGAUGAAUUGGGUUUUUAGUGAUGCGCGAUGACAUAGCACGUUUGCAUGCCACACGCGCGUUCUGAGGUAGGGGCGGACAGAUACCUCGGUGGGGAUGAAAAGCUGCUAACCAAUGCUGAAUUCGCGCUGACUCGCAGGAUGCCAAUGGUGGAGGGUCCUGGAGGAAGGAGAGCGAGUUCAGACUGCAGCUGACUAGGCACAAAGACUGAGGUUGCAGUGGUCUCUAAGAGGUGAAGGAGGGGAGAAUAGCCCAGACUCCUCCCGGAGAUCUUUAAUUGGAAAGGAGAAAAAUAAAGCACAGAGUAAAAUAAGCUGGUCACAGAUAAGCUAAAGCUAAGAGGUCUACAAUCAAGCUAAGUAAACCAUCUCUUUUAAACACAUCUCAAUUACCAUGUUCCUUGCUCAUGUAUAUGUAGAAAAUAACAUAUUAAUCAAAAGGAACAAAAAGAGAAAAAGAAAAGGAUUGUCUUUGUCGUAUUGAAAACGGAAAAAAAGAGAGGGAAGUAACAAAGGAUAAGUGGAAAGGAAGAGAGAAAAAAGAAGAAAAAAAAGAGGAAAAGGGGAAUAGAAAGAGGAAGAAAAAGAGGAAAAGAAGAGAAGAGAAAGGGGGAGACAAAGUUAUAUCAUAACUUUGUGUUAAGAUAAUUCUAUUAUUAAAGCGCUUCUUAAUCUGAUAAUAAGCACUAUACUACUAAUAGCAAAUAAAAUUGAAUACUCACCUCUCUACCCAGCCUAUUUAAAAAAAAAAAAAAAAAAAAAAAAAAAAGUUGACUAAUAUAUCAUAUACAGAUACUAUUAGCAACUGCUGGGUUAAUACCCUCACUAUCUCUCAACUUUGUUUACUCUAUACUGCGAAAUACUGGUUGUUUGUUUGAUUCUGUUGUUUUCAGGGUUUUUUUUCGCCUCCGUUUGUCCUUUUUUUUUUUUUCAAGGAAUUAAACGUGUUUACGACUUUUUGAAUACAGAAUUAGUAUAUAUAAAAGUAUAUAAAAAAUUAGCUACUUAAGCUAUCUUUAAAGCACUAUUCAUACAUUUACGAAAUUCUUCUUUAAGAUAGGAAUGAUUUACUUAAUUCUAACAAAAUAGCACAGUUCACUUUUAGUUUUAAGUAUCUAUGCGCAUACUAAUGCGCUUUAACAAUAUAAACACACAUAUUUUUUUUUCCCUUUACUAUCAAGAAUGCACAAUCUAAAUAAUAAGAUGCACCUCUCUGAACUAGUGUUUACACACAAAAUUAGCUAGUUAAUAAAUCACUAUUGAUAUAGCUAUAAAAUUCUUCUCUAAGAUAGGAACAAUUUAUCUAACACUAAAAGUAUGGCACAAUUCACACAUAGAGAGCGUCAGGUACCUAUACACAUAUUUAUGUGGUAUAAUUAAUAAGAUGCACUAUGAAUAAUUUGUUUUUGCACAAGUUUAAUUAUUAUUACACUAUUCAUAUAGUAAUUUAUAGAAUUAUGAUUACACUAUUCAUAUAGUAAUUUCAUAUAGGAGUUUAGUAUGUAUACAUCUGCAUGAGUGUUUAUAUAUCUGUUACUACUAAAGCACACAUUUUACAUUCAUAAAAUAUUUCUACAGUUAUUAAACUCCUAUUUAAGAUAGGAGAAAUGUAACUAAUUCUAACUAAAUAGUACAGAUCAUAUGCAGAGAGGUUUAUGUAUUUAUGCACAUAUGUACAAAACGUGUAGAUAUAUACAUAUUACGUUAGCAAUAUUUGUUUUUUUAUUUAUUUACUAUAUUUUUUUUUAGAUUCAAAGUUUUUAUUUUCGUAAGUUCAAUAGAUCAGUGGGGUACAGAAAGGAAAAAAGGGGGAGGGGCAUGCGCAGUAUCGCGUAAUAAUACAGUACAAUACAAUGCAGUACAGCGUGUUACAAUACAGUGUGUUACAGUACAAACGGGCGCAGUUAAUUGUAGGCGUCAGUGGCAGUUCUAAUCAAGAACAAAACCUCAGUGGCACAAUGAUAGUAUGGUGAUGUUCCGGGUAUAGGGGACAUUCCCUGCAAGGCUCAGUAUUACCGCCACGGCUGCGAUAUGGUGCAUGCUAAUAGUAAUGCAACGUUGUAAGUAUAAUGAGGCUUGUUGUCUGGUUGGGUAGGUUGGCUCAUCAGGUGUGAGGGGUAUCGCAUAGUGGUACAGUACAAUACAGGGUAGCACAAUGCACCACAAUGUAGUGCAAUGUGUUACAAUACAGUGCGUUACAGCCCAUACGGGCACCGCCAGGUCCAUGCAGCAUUGGCAUCUCUGAUUAGAAACAGAACCUUAAUUUCACGUUGUUAGAGUAGUGAUGUUACAGUUAAUGGAGCCACUAUGAGCAAAGGUCAAUACUAUUUCGGUGGAUGCAUUAUGACGCAUGCUAACAUUAAUGCAACGUUAUUGAGAUGAUGAGGCUUGCUAUCUGGUUGGAUAAUUUGGCUGAUCGGGUGCGAGGAGUAUCUCCCAGUGAUAUGAUACAUUACAAUACAGUACAACGUAAUACAAUGCAGAACAAUAUUUUACAAUACAGCGUGUUACAUUACAUGCGGGCACAGCCAGGUCUAUGCCUCGUAGGCAUUUCCAAUCAGAAACGUAACCAUAGUGUCACACUGGUGAGAUAGAGUUGUUGCAAGAAAUGGUGGCAUUCUGAUCAAAGAGCAGAGCCAGAGCAGCGGAUACGCUGUGCCACAUACAAUGGUAAUGCAGCGUUGUAAAUGCAGUGUGACUCGUUGUCUGGGUAGGUAGUUUGCGUAUAUGGCUUGGUGUUUAUCUCUGUCUGUGCUAGUACCGUCUGGUUCCCUGGUGAUCGUGUUGCCUAGCUUGAACGGUUUGUGUCAGCUAUGCUGUCGUAAAAUUCGACAGGCGUAGGGUUUAUUUAGUGUUUGACUGUUCUUCCCAAAGGUCUGUCCAUGAUGCCCAGGAGGCCUGAAAGGCCUUUUUUUUUUGAGGCAGUGUUUGUGGACAUAUAUUCGUAGGUGUAGUAUUGGUGUAUUUUGGUUAGGAGUUGGGAUUUGGAGGGGCAUUGGGUGUGUUUCCACUGGGUUGCGAUGAGGUUUCUCACUGCUAGGGCAGUGAGAGCCAUUUUGCAUUUGUUAUGCUUUGGGGUUAGUUUCGGGUAUAGGAGGAACAGUCCCGUGUGUAUGUCCAAGGGGGGUGUCUGGAUGCCCAUGGAUUUUAGGACAGUUUGUGCCACCUUCCAUAUGGGUCUGAUUCGUGGGCAUGUCCACCAUAUGUGCAUCAUCGUGCCCGUCGCCUCGCCACAUCUCCAGCAGAGGGGCGACACAGUUUUGUACAUUGUGUGUAAUUUUUGGGGUGUUAAAUACCACCUGUAGACCAGUUUUUUGUGGGCUUCAACGUGGGAGUAACACCGUGUGAGACCUUUCAGAGCGUGGGGGGAGGCAAGUAUUUCUUCGUUAGUGAGCAUCAUUCCAUCGUCUGCAAGCCACUGGGUGACGUAAGCAGGGACAUGCGGUGGCGUCAGUUUUAAGAGUGUGUGGUAACAUAGCGCAAGGGUUUUGUUUUUAGUUGGGGUUUGCCAGCAUCUGUCGUAUAGCAGGUCCAUUACUUUGGAUCUUGGAUUGUCAAUUGUUGACGUGUGUGCCACAUGCGAUGGAAUCACGCUUUGGAGUUGCAUAUAGGGGAAGACUGAGGAAUUGGUUAACUGGAACUCCCUCUGUAGGUCUGGGAAUGGUCUGAUAGUGUCAUUUUGUAAGAUCUGGUCUAAUGAGGUGAUGCCUACUUUUGCCCAGGACCUCAUCGAGAGCCAGGGUGAUAUCGCCUUCAAGGCUGUUAAAGGCGUGCGUGGGUGGAAUUUGUGCGUGGUGUUCUGUUUGUGUCGCAGCUGGUCCCAGUGAUAAAUGGUUAGCGAUGUGGUCGGGAACAGAUUCCCAAUCUUAGGGCGGAACGGUUUGGGGGUCCAUAAGAAUUCUUUUAGGGGUGUUGAGCCUGUUUGGGUGGCUUCCAUAUCUACCCAUUGGAGUGUGCCUUUGGGUACGUGUAAUUUAACCGCGGUUUCUAAGAUCGCCGCUUUAUAAUAAUUGUGUAGGUCUGGCAGUCCUACUCCACCUUCCGCAGUGCGUUGGUGUAGUAGACGGUGAGCCAGUCUGGGUUUGCGGGAUUCCCAUAUGUAUGAGGAUAGGGUCUGUUGGAGUGUUUUAAAGAAUGCGAGUGGUGCUCUUAUCUGCAAGAGGCGGAAUAUGUAGAGCAGUUUCGGGAGCAGGGUCAUUUUAAUAGUAUUUAUUCUGCCUAGCCAUGACAGUUUUACAGGCUUCCAUUGGAGGCAGGUCGACUUACAAAGAGGGAGCAGUGGUUUGUAGUUGUAGUGGAACGUGUCAUUCAUUGUGGGCGCUAUCUUGACCCCUAGGUAGGUGAUAUAGUCUUUUCUCCAGUCAAAGUUAUAUGUCUGGGUAAGGUCUUGGGUCUCAGAGCGUGGUAGACCUAUAGGCAAGGCUUGGGUCUUGGUUUGAUUCAUCUUGUAGUAUGUUAGUGUGCCAUAUGUGUCUAGUAACUGUAUCAGCGUUGGCAGGGAUGUUGGUACAUCGCUUAACGUCAGGAGGAUAUCGUCCGCAAACAUGGAAAGCUUGUAUUCGGUGGCACCGAUGGACAUUCCUCUAAUAUUUGGAUGAUGUUUAAUGAUGUGUGCUAGGGGCUCUAAGGAGAGGACGAAUAACAGGGGAGAAAGGGGGCAGCCUUGCCUGGUCCCAUUAGUAAUAGCAAAUGGCGUAGAGAUGAACCCGGCAUUCGCUACCUGUGCCGUGGGGUUGUUGUACAGAGCCGUUAUGCCUGAGAUGAGGUGAGGGGUAAAGCCGAACGAUUGCAGGACGUGUCGCAUGUAAUCCCAGUUGAGUCUGUCAAAGGCCUUCUCGGCAUCCAGUGCCAGGAGAAGACCCCUAGUGUGGUGAGUGUUUGCAUGUGCAAGAAUAUUAAAAAUUUUCCUAGUGUUGUCCGAGCCCUGUCUCGUUUUUACAAAGCCAGAUUGGUCAUUAUGAGUGAGCUUGGGGAGGAUUUCGGAUAGUCUGUUCGCUAUUAAUUUGGCAUAGAGUUUGGUGUCUGCAUUGAGUAGGGAAAUGGGCCGAAAAUUAGGGCAGUGUGUGGGCGCUUUUCCCGGUUUCGGAAGCGUAGAUAUGUGGGCUUUCAGCAUCUCGGGGGGCAGAAAUCCCUCAGAGAAGCAGUAGUUGAAGAGUGCAGUCAUAUGUGGGGAGAGGAUCUGUGCAAAGGAUUGAUAAUAGAGAUUGGAAUAUCCGUCUGGGCCUGGUGCUUUAUGCUUGGGCAGUUGUGCGAUAGUUUUUGCUAAUUCUUGUGUGGUAAAUGGUGCAGAUAGGGCACUGAUGUCUUCAGGAGUGAGUGUGGGUAGGUUCGCCGCAGCCAAAAAGGCCUGAAGAGCAGGUGGUUGGGGUGGGGUGGUCCCGGGGUCUUCUUUAAGAUUGUAAAGGGUGCUAUAGUAUGAGGCAAAUGCCUCCACUAUAUCCUGUGGGUUGGUAAGUUUUUGCUUCGAGCUCGUGCAUAAGUAGGCUAUCCUGGAAUUUGCAGCCCGUGUUUUGAGUUGCGCUGCCAGGAGUGCCCCUGCUUUGUUGCCGUGCAUAAAAAAGUUAUGUUUGUAUCGUCUAAGCAUAAAGGUCGUUCUUCGCAAUUCUAAGUCUCGGAGUUUGGUUUGUAGCGUUAGUAUUCGGCGUUGUAGGGUUUGUGUUGGGGCCGUUUUAUUAUCGUGGGUAAGUUUUGUUAAUUCCGAGAUGAGGGUAGUAUAUUCCUUAAGUCGUUCUUUUUUAGCAUAGCUACCUGCUCUAAUGAGCUGGCCCCUAAUGACUGCCUUAUGUGCCUGCCAUACAGUGGACAUGUCCACGUCGGGGGUCAUGUUUAUUUGGAAAUAGGAGAUUAGCUCCUCUUUUAUUUGUUCGUUGACUUUGGGGUCUGUUAGGAGAUAGUCGUUCAACCUCCAUGACCCCUUGCCCGUAGAGGGGAAGUGUUUCUCGAUAGAAAUUGUGAUAGGCGCAUGGUCCGACCAAGUGAUCAGGCCUAUUUGGGCCGAUAGGACUUUGUGCAUCGCUGAGGCUGGAAGGAGAAAUCUGUCUAUUCUGGUAUAUGUAUUGUGCGCCGAGGAGUGGAAGGUAUAGUCCCGUUCUAAUGGGUGUAGGAUUCUCCAGGGGUCUAGAAGGUUGUUUUGCAGUAUUUGGGUACAGAGUGCUGACGUGGUUUUAUUUUGUUUGCGAGUUGUCGCAGGAGUACGUUUGUAGGUCGAGGUUGUAUCUAAUGUACAGUCUAAAAGGAAAUUGGUGUCUCCUCCCAUGAUGAGGUCCCCAAAGUGAUAUCUGUUGGUUAACGCAAGAAUGUUAUCUAAGAAUUCUGUUUGGUUCGUGUGUGGGCCAUAAAAAUUAAGGAGGGUAUAAGGCUCAUUGUUAAGGUAGCAUUGUAGUAAGAGGAAUCUCCCAUGUUUAUCUCCCACUUUUUUAACUAAUGAGAAUGCCACUGUUUUGCUGAUAAGGAUAGAAACGCCUCUUUUCUUUUUUUUGUAGCAGGAAUGGUAGUCGUGGGGGAAUGUUGCGGAACAGAAUUUGGGGCGGUUGCCCCAUUUAAAGUGGGUUUCUUUGUAGAAUGCGAUGUGGGAUUUGAGUUUUUUCGCUUCGUCUAAGGCUAAUCUCCUCUUGUGCGGGGAGUUAAGCCCCUUGGUGUUAAGAGACAAUAUCGUGAGUGUCAUUUAUGGUGAUGAGGCCAGGUAGCUGUGUGUGGUGUGGAAUGACCUUGUGUGAAUGUCACAUUCUGCCAGUUUGCGUCUGUCUUCGCAGAUCCCUGUGUUCUAUGAGGGGUUGCCUUAGGAAGUGGCCCUAUAUUCGGUUGUCUGGUUGUAACACUGAAGUCAUAUGCGCUCAUCCUGUGAGCUGUACGUGGUAGUGCGAGAAUUGUGCUGUUGGGUAAUUGGGAGAUCGGGGGUGGGUAGUAGGUGAGCUGGGUACGGGGGGGUAACUGGGAGUAUAUACAAAUAUCCGUCUCGGCGAGAGCCUUGUGUUUGCAGAUGGGAAUAACACGGCUCCCUUGAGCCCGGGGGGGGGGUUGACAAGUAUAGGGAUGGUCGACCCUCCGUGUCAGGGGAGAUUCGGGUUUGCCCAUGGUCUUAGGUUGCCUAAAACCCUGGCGUGGCUGUGAUGAGCGUCCUCUAAGGGUGUCUCACAUAUAUUUACCCAUUGUCCUCUAUAGUGUUAAAAUUUUUUUUUUUUUUUUUUUUGCUUGUGGUGUGAGGCAACAUAUUCUCCUGCCACGUUUCGCUCAGUGGGGUCGGGACUACAGGGGCUCAAUCCUUAGUUUGGUCACCCAUGUAAGCCUGUCGGCAGCCUCACUGACGUCGCCACGGUGACCGGAGCCCCGGCACCGCGGCAAGGUCCAGCAGGCGGGUGGGAGUGACACAAAGUGGGCCAUGGUUAUAUACAUAUAGUGAAUAAACGGUUGUGAAACAGUAAAUAUAAACUCAAAGGGUAUAACUGUGUAAAGUUCACAAUAAUGAGGAAGUUGGGCUAUUUUGCCCGGUAUCAGAGAAAUAGGUGAAGGCUGUGCCAAUGUCACUUAUCUGCAGCGACUGUAUUCCAGUCGUUCUGGAGUCUCUGCGGGGGUCUGCGUUGUUCUUUGCUCGUCUCCUGAGUGCGUUGGUGCGGUAGAGCAAUGCCCCAUUCAGCCAGGAUCUUUUUGCCGUCGGCUUCGUUAGUGAUGUGCCGGUCUGUUCCGUUCCGUCUUAUAAUCAGCCGAGCCGGAAAGCCCCAUCUGUAGAGCACAUUUGCUUCGCGCAAGGCUCUCGUUAUCAGGGAGAAUUCUUUCCUUUUCUGGAGGGUGGAUGCAGAGAGGUCGAUGUAUAACUGGACUCCCUUGAAUUUAUCCGGUAGGGCUUGCGCACGUCUGGAAGCUCUCAUGAUCCUCUCUUUGGUGGUAUAGUAGUGCAGUUUGGCUAUUGCAUCUCUUGGUGUUGAUGCUGGCAGGGCCUUCGGUUUCAGCAGCCUGUGAAUACGAUCAAUGAGGAAGUCGGACUGUGGGAGAUCAGGGACCAGAUGUUGAAAGAGGCUUGUGGCGUAGGCCUGGAGUUCUUGGGGGGGGGACCUCCUCUGGUAUGCCGCGGAGGCGGAUGUUACUGCGCUGGUCCCUAUCCUCAUGGUCGGCGACUUUUUCCAUCAGACGGCUCAGUUGCUCUUGUAUGUCUGUAUAGGCAUCCGCCAGAGUGUUGUGAGCGGAGAUAAUUUCUUCUGCUUUCUCCUCUAGGUGCGAUGUUCUAUCUCCAAGCGCCUGGAUGUCCAUCCUUAUGUCUCUCGCCAUUUUGGUGAGGUCGGCUUGCAGGGAGGUCUGCAUGGCCUGUAGCAUCUUGUGGACCGAGAGGUCCGUAGCUGGGGCCAUCGUCGGUUCAGAGACUGAGGUGAUGUCGCUGGCGUCAGAGUAGGCCGCUGGCGAGCGCAGCGAAUCGGCGCCAUCUUGGGCCUGCGAGCGCGGCGUCGAAAGCAUUUGUAUUUGCAGCAGGGAUUGUUUCUGCUUCGGUUUUUUGGCAGAUUUGGAUGCCAUGCUUUGAGGGUACCUGUAGUAGGUUCUGUCGUUGGGUAUGGGCAGAUUAAGCUGUUCUAAUAGCUGUGGAGGGUCAGUUUAUGGAGGAGCUAACAGCUCAUGCGACCGUCCGGUUGAGCUGUCAGGCCACGCCCCAUAUUUACUAUAUUUUUAUUUCUCUCUAUCUUUGAGUAUAUAGUAUAUCUAAUUCCAGCGUGGUAUCUAUCAAUGUUCCGCCCCAUACUUUGCAUCUUCAAAUGAGAUGCUCUUUUCAUAAUGGGUUUCCAUUACGGAUAUCGAACUAAGGUCUAUACGCCCUAAAGUUUUUAAAUUUGUUGAACGAAAAGCGGAUCAGAUGUGGAUCCUUUUUUGUCUGUGGUGUAGUAUGUAUUUUUUUAGGAUGUAUUUUAAUGUUUUUGUAUUGUUUGGCGGCUGAGCUCACAGAGUAAAAAAAUUGUUCUUAACCCCUUCAGGCCGGAGUCAAUAGUACACUGAUCAAAACAAAAUGUAAACAAAAACUGGAAUUUGCACUAUGUCUGUUCAACCAUAAUUCACCUCUUUCAUAUUAUAUGCACCCACACUUAUAUAUCAUUUUGUUUUUUCACAUUGAAAUUUGCCAGAUUAGUAAUGUUACCUUUGAGACCGUAUGGUAGCCCAGGAAUGAGAUUUACCCCCAUGAUGGCAUACCAUUUGCAAAAGUAGACUACCCAAGGUAUUGCAAGUGGGGUAUGUCCAGUCUUUUGUAGUAGCCACUUAGUCACAAACACAGGCCAAAGUUAGCGUUCAUAUUUGUUUUUGUGUGUAAAAAGCAAAAAACUAAUAUUUGGCCAGUGUUUGUAACUAAGUGGCUACUAAAAAUGACUGGACAUACCCCGUUUGCAAUACCUUGGGUUGUCUACUUUUGCAAAUGGUAUGUUAUCAUGGGGGUAAAACUUAUUCCUGGGCUACCAUAUGGUCUCAAAAGGCAACAUAACCAAUCUGGCAAAUUUUAAUGUGAAAAAAAUGAAAUGCAAGCCUUAUAUUUGACUCUCUAACUUUCCAAAAUACCAUAAAACCUGUACAUGAGGGGUACUGAUUUACUCAGGAGACUUUGCUGAACACAAAUAUUAGUGUUUCAAAAUGGUAACUUGAAUUACAACAAUAUCGUCCGUAAAAGUGCCGUUCAUGUGUGAAAAAUGCAAACAAAAGUCACUUUUACUAAAAAUAUUGUUGUUGUAAUACAAGUUACCAUUUUGAAACACUAAUAUUUGUGUUCAACGAAGUCUCCCGAGUAAAACAGUAUCCCCCAUGUACAGGUUUUAUGGUGUCUUGGAAAGUUACAGGGUUAAAUACAGUGCUUGCAAUUCAAAUUCUCUGCACUUUUUGCCUGGGUUGUCAGGCAUGUCAAUCAAAUUUUAACUAAUUAAAUCACAUAAUUAUGUUAAAAUAUUACUUAAAUAUACACUUAGAAUUUUAAUAUAUAUAUACAUAUAUAUGUAUUUAAAGUCUACGUGUACACUUAUGUAGUUAUUUAUGUGAUUAUAUAUAAUUAUCUGUGUGUGCAUAUAUAUAUAUAUAUAUAUAUAUAUAUAUAUAUAUAUUUAUAUUUGCGGUUAUUUGUAUUUUAUAUAUAGAUAGAUAUAGAAUGUCAUUCUAAGUGUAUUUUGUUACCAAUAUAUAUAUUAAUAACAAAAUACAGUUAGAAUGAAAUUACAUAUGUAUAUAUAAUUUAUUUAAAAACUUCUUAAAAUAUUUUAUUUAUUUUAUUUAUUAUUGUAAUUAUACGUGUAUAUAUAAAUAUAAAAUAUAUAGAUGUAUUUUAUAUAUAUAAUAUAUAUAUCUUAUAUGUAACGUCAUUCUGUGUAUUUUAAUAUUAAUAUAUGUACUUAUAUUAAUAUUAAAAUACAUUAAGUAUGACGUUACAUAUAUAUGAUGUGUGUAUAUAUAUAUAUAUUAAAUUUAUAAUAUAUAUAUAUAUAUAUAUAUAUAUAUAUUAUUAUAUAUUAUUAUAUUUAUAUAUAAAUACAUUUAAUUUAUUUUAAAACAUGUUUAAUCAUUUUUCUACACUUCCCACCAGCAGGGGGACUGUCUGACACUCCAGACAGUCCCCCUGCUGGCAGAUCCACAGCCAGCUAUAGGGACCAUGUGAUCGCUCUUUGAGAGCGAUCACAUGGCCCCCAGGGGCCUGAUUUGCCUUGGGAGGACUGCCUGUGCUGUCAGGCAGUCCUCCAGAACAGGAUCGCAGCAGAGGUAAGUACCUACGAGCUCCUGGGGCUGCAAGCCGUUACAGCGUUCUAUGCCGCCGCAAUGGCUUUAAAGCCCAUUUAAUGCGGGCCAGCAUAGAAUGCCGUAACUGCGUUAAGGGGUUAUUGGUUAGAAUUUUAUCGGUCAAUACACAGGGGUUAAGUUCACCUCACAAAAGGAUUAUAGUCUUAACUCAUCUGACAAAAGAAAGGGUAGACAUAACUUUGAAUUGGGAAUCUCAAAAAUAUCCAAAGCUGAUAACUGCCUCUAAACAAAGUAAAAAAGUCUUGUGGAGUUGCUAUCCUCUUCUCAGAAAGACUGCAAGUAGACAUAUAUCAGUAUUUAGGUAUAGAAGGCCGUUGCCUGAUUGUUGUAUGUCUAAUCAAUGGCAUCAAAUAUACCCUGGUGGAUGUUUAUCUCCCAAAUAUUACUCCAACUAGAACAUUAAAAAAGAUUCUAGAUAAAAUGGAGGAAGUUAAAGAAGGUAUUCGUAUAAUCGCCGGAGAUUUUAAUUCUUUUUUAGAUCCAACUCUUCACAAAAAAGGCCUGAAGGUAUUGAUAUAAAUAAAUUAGUUAUCAAACAAGCUAAAUCUUUGAACAACAUUCUAAAUCAAUGCAACAUGUUUGAUAUAUGGAGAUUAAUUCACCCUUUUGACAGGGAUUAUACCCAUCUCUCCAAAACUCAUAUUUAUUACUCACAGAUUGAUAUGAUCUGGGGAAACUCACUUCUUAUAGAGGAAGUUAAAGCAAUACAGAUAAUAGACAAUGUGUGGUCAGAUCAUAGUAUAAUAAAUAUUGAAAUACAAAAUGGGUGUGCACAACUAAAUAGAUCUAUGUGGAAGCUUAAUGAGUUUCUUUUAAAAUAUAAAAGCAGUUAUGAAUAUUUGAAACAUAAAAUAUAA